AUAUAUGGUCUGUCUGGCAGUCUCUCGACCGCGGCUAUAUCCACCCGGCAAAAAGUGGACACGAGACAUCAGUGUGCUCCGGAGAUAAGUAGGAGAACAACAGCAAAUACUUAGACUUCCACAACCAUGCCGUCAGACUUGGCCAAAAAGAAGGCAGCGAAGAAGAAGGAGGCCGCCAAAGCACGCCAGCGCACCAAGAAAUCUGAUGAAUUAAACGGAGAGGGCGACCAACCAGAGAGCCAGGAAAACGGAGCACAUAGCAAUGGUGAUAAUGGUGUUGUCAGUUUGACAAAGGAGUUGGAUGAGUUUGAGCUGCGUAAGACGGAGGCACGGGCAGUGACCGGCGUCCUCGCAUCCCACCCCAACAGCACUGAUGUCCACAUCAGCAGCCUGUCGCUUACAUUUCAUGGUCAAGAGCUGCUAGCAGACACCAGCCUGGAGCUCAACUCAGGCAGACGCUAUGGCCUCAUCGGCCUCAACGGCACAGGGAAGUCCAUGCUGUUGUCAGCCAUUGGGCAUCGUGAAAUCCCCAUUCCUGAGCACAUAGAUAUUUACCACUUGACCCGGGAGAUGGCCCCCAGUGACAAGACGGCUCUGCAGUGUGUCAUGGAAGUGGAUGAGGAGAGAAUAAUGCUGGAGAAAGAGGCAGAGAGACUAGCCCACGAAGACUCCGAGUGUGAGAAGUUGAUGGAGCUGUACGAGCGUCUGGAGGAGUUGGAUGCAGACAAGGCACAGGUGCGAGCCUCUCGGAUCCUUCACGGUUUGGGUUUCAGCGCUGCUAUGCAGCAGAAGAAGCUCAAGGACUUCAGUGGAGGAUGGAGGAUGCGUGUUGCUCUAGCCAGAGCUCUCUUUAUCAAGCCCUUCAUGUUGUUGCUGGAUGAGCCGACCAACCACCUGGACCUGGAUGCUUGUGUGUGGCUGGAAGAGGAGCUCAAGUCGUUCAAACGAAUCCUCGUGCUCAUCUCGCACUCGCAAGACUUCCUCAACGGCGUUUGCACCAACAUCAUCCACCUGCAUCAGAGAAAACUAAAGUAUUACACGGGUAACUACGACCAGUAUGUGAAGACCAGAGCUGAGCUGGAAGAGAACCAGAUGAAGAGGUUCAACUGGGAGCAGGACCAGAUGGCCCACAUGAAGAAUUACAUCGCCAGGUUUGGUCACGGCUCUGCAAAGUUGGCCCGGCAAGCGCAGAGCAAAGAGAAGACGCUGCAGAAGAUGGUGGCGUCUGGCUUGACUGAAAAAGUUGUAAAUGACAAGACGCUGUCAUUUUAUUUUCCUCCCUGUGGGAAGAUUCCUCCUCCUGUUAUCAUGGUUCAGAACGUGAGCUUCAAGUACAGCGACAACACGCCGCACAUAUAUAAAAACCUGGAGUUUGGUAUCGAUUUGGAUACUCGAGUGGCUCUGGUGGGCCCGAACGGAGCAGGGAAGUCCACGCUGCUGAAGCUGCUUAUGGGAGAGCUCCUUCCCACCGACGGCAUGAUCCGCAAACAUUCUCACGUAAAGAUCGGCAGGUACCACCAGCAUCUGACGGAGCAGCUGGAGCUGGACCUGUCUCCUCUGGAGUACAUGAUGAAGUGCUUCCCUGAGAUCAAAGAAAAGGAGGAGAUGAGGAAGAUCAUCGGUCGUUACGGUCUGACAGGAAAGCAGCAGGUCAGCCCCAUCAGAAACUUGUCUGACGGUCAGAAGUGCCGAGUUUGUUUUGCCUGGCUGGCCUGGCAGAACCCCCACAUGCUGUUCCUCGAUGAGCCCACCAACCACCUGGACAUUGAGACCAUCGACGCGCUGGCAGAUGCCAUCAACGAGUUUGACGGGGGGAUGAUGCUUGUUAGCCACGACUUCAGACUCAUUCAGCAGGUGGCUCAGGAAAUCUGGGUCUGUGAGAAACAAACCAUCACAAAGUGGAAAAGUGACAUUCUGGGGUACAAGGAGCAUCUGAAGACCAAGAUUGAGAAGCAGCAGGUGCACGCCAUCUGAAGGAUGAGAGCGAACUGAAACAUUCUUAUGCAUCUUAUUGGACUGGUCUCUCGUACGUGUCAUACCACGUUUCCAUUUGACGGCGUUGAUCGAAGCCCCGCCCUCAUCAGGAGGCUGUGCUCUGAUUGGCUGGUUCACCUGGAAUGCAUUCCAUUGUGCUGUCCUCAAAGCAAGGUUUUCAGUUUUUAUGUCAUCCUGCACACAGCAGCAGCUUUUAGGUCAUGUUUUAUAUUUAAAAGUUGACUUUAUUUCCCUUCCUCUGGUGUAAAACAGCAGUUCUGCCUUAUUUAACAAUGUAAUGCAAUAAAGUUUGUCUGAAUACACGGAACAAUAAAGACAGCAGAAUCAAA
Messenger RNA from Nothobranchius furzeri (turquoise killifish), 2324 nucleotides. RefSeq names its product ATP-binding cassette, sub-family F (GCN20), member 2b (gene abcf2b). Lineage: Eukaryota; Metazoa; Chordata; Actinopteri; Cyprinodontiformes; Nothobranchiidae. The record is from RefSeq and is a predicted model, not a curated record. Gene Ontology annotation, molecular function: ATP binding; ATP hydrolysis activity.